AUGCGAAGACAUAGCUUCUUCAGCUUGUUCUUGAAUUUGUCAAAAGGGAAUUGUGCUGGGAAUUGUGCUGGGAAUUGUGCUGGGAAUUGUGCUGGGAAUUGUGCUGGGAAUUGUGCUGGGAAUUGUGCUGAGGAUUUUGAUGACCUUCUUGCCCAGUUUGCUAAAGCUAAAUCCAAGAAGAGUAAUGUUCCUGCUGUGGCUGCUCCACCAAAAGUAGCACCAAUGGGAUCCACAAUUUCGGUUGGUCUGAGUUACACUUGGGGGCUGGGAAUGCUUUUGGAGGUGGUUUGUGCCUCGAAUCCAGCUGCACUGGAGGAUGGCAUUGGAGAGGUGAAUUCACAGCAUCAUUGAGAUUUGCACAGCCGGGAUAGUCAUUGGUCAGUAAUUGGUCAGUAGCUUAAGUACCUACUAGCCAGCCAAAUUGUCUUGAGUUCAUGGUUACAGCCUUGCUGAAUGCAGCGUGCAUCUGCUCCAACAGAGCUAUACCCUCCAAAGAACUGUCAUGCUUAGGUCGUAUACUAUUACUCUAUAUGCUCACUGAGUGAUCGCAUGUUAAUGGGUUAAAAUAUAGUUGAAAUGUAGAUAUAUGAGAAUGACAUCUUUAUCACAAUUGUGUAUAUUAUAUGUGUGCCAACAUUUUAACAACAUACGAGCAUAGCAUUAUUGUAUGCUUAUGAAAUUUAUAAUAUAGACUUUGAAUACCCCCUUUGACAUUACAUAUUUACAUUAAUCUCAUCAUCAGCUACGUCACUACGGAGUACCAUGAGAAGCAUGCGCAUUGCUUGUCAGUCAGUGCAUGGUUUGCUUUGUCGACCGGCGAACAUGUUCUGAAGAGCUCUGAAGAAAAUAUAUAAAUAUUCAGUGGGAGACACACUCAAACUGUAAGUAGCGCUCCCUAAUUUCAAUAAUUUGCAAUUCCUUGACUCUUUUUUCCAUAUUUAUAGCAGGUUUGUUCAAAACAAGUACGAACGACCAAACUAUGGGUUAAAGGCAGCUAAAAAAAAACUUUUGUUAGAGAAUUUGCAAUGUACUGUAGUAUAUAACUAUGAUGUAAAAGUAGAAAAUAAAUUCAGUUUGAAAAUACUAGCUUAUGAGUUAUGUUUAGUUAACUGUUUUAUAUCACCUCUUAUGACAAUGCACAUACCAACCUCGCAAACAAGGGCCUCCACACCCGCGGCGGGACGGAGACCCUUGUAAAGGCUGGUCACAUGACCUCCCAGAUUCUGGGAGGUAAAUCAAAUUAUACUGAGGGAGGGGUGGUCGAGGAGCGGGUUUGUAAAUUUCUCAUAUUUGGGGAAAUAUUAAACAAAUAUUGUUUUGAUUCUCGUGCAAAAGAUAACGUUUCGUGGCGUUCUGAGAUAGAAAAAAUCAUGUAUUUAGCACCUUCAUUUUGUUGGUAAAUAUCGAAUUACAACAUGGCCACAUGUGCUCAGGUCAAAUAUCACAAAAUGUGUUUUUAUUCUGUCGCUGAUGGCUGCAAGAGAAACACCGAAAAAGCACUACUUCAAAAGCACCACUGCAGAAGUCUAUAGUUCCUCUUGUUGUCUUUGUAAAGCUGUUGUUGACAAAAAUCAUUGUAAAGAUUUGUUUAAGUCUUCUAAUCGAACUGUAUUAAUUAUGGCAACAAUUUGCCUCAAGACAACAGUCUACCGCAUUUGAUAUGUCGUCCAUGCGAAAGAAGGCUUACUAACGCAAUCACGUUCAAGAGUGUGAUUACUAAAACGCAGAAAUCUUUAGAGCAAGAGAUCCGUUCAAAAUGAUGUCUAGAAUUAUCUCCGUCAGUUGUUCAACCAUCUACUUCUAGAGUGUGUGCGAGUGUCAGUUCCUUGCCGACUUCUGCUGCCUCUGGUCGCAGAAGGAGUUUGGAAUUUACUUAAUCUUUUUCUGCCACAUCGGGGGUAAGUUUCUUAAAUCUACUUGUAUUAAAUGCGCAAAAAAAGCACGAUUUAACCGCUAUUGUAUGGAAUGCGAAUUUAAUGGUUUGAUAUAGAAUGCGCGAUUGUAAAACGUUUUCCAAAACCCCGAAACUUACAGUAAUUGAUCACACAAUGAGCACAUUCAUACACAAUGAGAGUAUUCAUUCUAGUUUAAUAACUGUUAUUUAGUCCCUCCAGCUGUAUAAAUGUAAAAUGAAAUGGUAAUAUAUGAAUAAGUGUGUUGAUUAUUAAAUAAACCCUGUGUAAAUUCAUACAUAAUUUAUGAAGACAAAUACUGUGUUACCGUAUGGUAUUACAUUACAUGUGGCAAAAUGUAUGACAUUCAAGUAUUUACAGUAACUACCCUUUUUUAUCAGAACCAGUGAAAUUUGCCCAGGCUUAAGUGUUCCUAUUUUUUUCCAUUUUAAGGCCAGCAAUGCUCUUAUUAAGUUUGUUCUUAUAAAAAAAAGCAGCCAUGUACAUGUGUGCUUACUACAAGUUUACUACAAGCAUUUAAACAAUAGAGUUGAGUGAAACAGCACAGCCUCUAUUAUAUACCAUUUCAUUCUUAUCCACCUCUGUAUACAAAUAUUGUGUAGUAUUUAGACUUCUGAUGCAACAUCGAUAUAAUGCAUAAAUAAUAUGAGACUUUACAUUGUGCCACUGAAAGAUCAUAUUCCCUUGACCCCAAUCCAGGCAGCCAAUGUUUAUGUUUUGCAUGUUUGCAUGCUCUCAAUCCUAAACAUUACUUACUAUAUAUAACAACCUGCAUGCAUGCAAACAUGCAAAAAUAAUUCUCUGCAAUCAAGUAUCUGUACCCUCUAAAGAAAAUACAAGAUCACUGUAUCUUAAGAUAAAGUAUAAUUUCAGUUAUUGUGUUUUUUUAGACAGUCAACCGGCCUUCUCCUUCCAGUAUUGAAACCACUCAGGCAAUCAAUGUUAUGUUGAAGGCAAAUGAAGAGUUGGUUGAAAUUAGCAGAAGUGAGCCAUCAGUAUUGCGGAAAAGAUCAUAUGAAGGAAUGUCUGAUGAAAAUUGGAUGACUGAAGUGAUUAAUGAACUUUCUACUUGCUGUCCAGUUGUAUCAGACAUAUUGUCAAAGCUACUUGAUAUCAUGUAG
This is a messenger RNA of Paramuricea clavata, 3034 nucleotides long. Lineage: Eukaryota; Metazoa; Cnidaria; Anthozoa; Malacalcyonacea; Plexauridae. The record is from the annotation of a GenBank genome assembly.